AUACUCUAGUAUUCCCCAUUGUUCAUUAGUAACUAGCACUAAGAGAAGUGUUAAAAUAUCUUUCUGGUUUCAAUAAAUUAUCCGUAAUCGGUUCUUUGCUACACAGCUGCAAUUUCCGGUAAGAGGAAAACCGCUAAGUAUUUUGUUUUGAGUGCACACAAACGUUGAAUUGAGACAUGAAUUGAGAAUAUCGACAAAGAGCUUUCCAAAUUGUGUUGUUUUAAAUUGUGACCAGCACGUGUUUCUGGAUAUCUUUGGGUUUACUACAAUAUAUUUGAAGAGGAAACUCAAUUAUCAUGCAACUUAUUCCACUUUUGCCAGUGCUUUCUUCACAGUUCUAAUGGUGAUCUUUAAAUAUGGAUUUAUCGAACUUGGAAUAGCAAAAACAAUAUACUGGUGCCUGUAAAUGAUCAACUUGAUGACAACAUAUGACAAUAUGGAUUCGAGUGUCACCCUGGGAGUUUUUCAAUGACUAAAUAUGAUCAGAUGAUGCUCAAUGUUUAUAUCUGCUUGCUUGUCUCUCUGCUUUUUCGAGUGGGGUUGUUGAGGAGGGAGGUAGAGAUGGAAACAGUUCCUCCAGAAGAUAUUUUUGUGGACAAAGAUGCUGGCGAGACUGGGCGAUAUUAUGUUACUUUGGAGUCAGGUGACAAAUACCUUUGUCGUUAUGGCAACGCCAGUGCCAGCUUGUUAGAUUCUCCUGCUUUUUCUGAGGAAUGUUACUACCAAAACAAAGAUGAAUUAACAGAUAUCGAGAAGAACACCAGACUUUAUCCUUACUACCAUUCAGUGAACUUAAGAUCGCCAGGUUGUGGUCCCUUACCCAAUGUGAGUGCUGGUACCGGCGAGUGGGCGUGUCCUAAGGGGGUAUCGGUGUCCUCAGUGCCAGUGUAUGUGUCCUGUCUAUUUCAAUGUUUCAAUGGUGCUACCGUCAAAAUCAGAUGUACUGAAAAACUAAAGUGGAACAACACUUUACAGUCUGGUGUCUGUUCUUCACUUGCUCUGAGAGUUGAGAACAUUGAUUCACCAUCGAAAAAUUUGCACUUGGAAAUAAUAGUGCCAAUAGCGUGUCUCCUCCUUAUAUUUUUCACUCUCCUCAUUGUGCAACGACGUUUGUACAAGAAAUGCCCAAAUCUGAUGAAAAGAAUAUGUGACUCUCCAGAUACAGACGAUGCUUUAAAUGAUACUGAACUGCCUGUUGUUCUGGGGUGCGAGAUAGAACCUGGAAGUCAAAAGUGUCCGGAAACAAACCAGAUAGCAAACAGAACCCAUGAUGUCCAACUCCAGAAAGAUGCCUCGGAUCAAAAUGAUCUAAAUUCAAACACCUCACAGGACUUAAAUAGAAGGAGUGAUUCUUCCAGCAAUGUCCCUUUGGAAACAAUGAUCUCUGAAGCCAGUGGUCGAUACAGUGACUGUAAUUAUAGUCAGGAUACUAAUACCUCAAUUAUACAGAACAUUUGCAGGAUGAUUCUCAAUAUUUUCCAUCCCUCUCAUCAUUUUCAACUUCUAAUGUCAACUCCAUACCUCCAAAAACAGACUCACUCAGAAGUGAACAGCUCGAAGAGAAUGUGGCAUUCUUCAAGUACCCUCCAGAAAGAGCCAAUUCUAUUAAACCAGAUCCCUGUCCAACGGUAGCCGCGGUGCUGGACGGUGCUUUGGAAAACAGUGUCCAAUUUGUAGAUGAUCUGUCAACAUUACUCGAUCCAGAUAAACAAUAUAAAAGUAUUUCCACCUGGCAAGGACUAGCUCAGGAAUUAUUCCGUCUUCCUUACAGCAAAAUUGAUGAAAUAAG
Saccostrea cuccullata (small rock oyster) is the source of this 1789-nucleotide messenger RNA. RefSeq lists its product as uncharacterized. The transcript is spliced from 7 exons. The record is from RefSeq and is a predicted model, not a curated record. NCBI's taxonomy places the organism in Eukaryota, Metazoa, Mollusca, Bivalvia, Ostreida, Ostreidae. Bases 469 to 1632 code for a protein of 387 amino acids.